Messenger RNA from Engraulis encrasicolus (European anchovy), 1237 nucleotides. Its product is annotated as CD209 antigen-like protein E. Lineage: Eukaryota; Metazoa; Chordata; Actinopteri; Clupeiformes; Engraulidae. The record is from RefSeq and is a predicted model, not a curated record. The transcript is spliced from 11 exons. Bases 244 to 1044 code for a protein of 266 amino acids.
GAUGCUGAGAGCAAGUUCUUCGGUUGCUAUAACAACCUCUAGUCGUCUCAGUCGGAAUGACAUGCCGCUGACAGCUGAACAUAGUUUCAAUAAGCUACCGUUGGCAAUGUUCGUCAACAUUUAAGAAUACAUAGUUGUGUGAUGUGAUACUAGUAAAAUGGAUAGUAACCAGAGUAUGGGCACAACGGGAGACACCACCUCAACCAACAUUUAGAUGAAAACACAGCCAACACAGAACGAGCUAUGGAUACAGAUUGUGUGAGGCCUACUCUGGACCAGAGGGAAGCCACAAGUGCUACAAUGCCUCCUAAGCCGGAAGAGGGAUAUGUAAAGUGUGAGGUGCCAAAAAAUGAUCCUCCACCUGAUUUCUCAAGGAGUAAUGAUAUGGAGGGCUACGUGCUUGUGUCUCUGAGAUGUGCAGCUCUCCUACGUGGCCUGUGUAUUCUCCUUUUUGUCACUACUAUUACUAUGUCAGUGCUCUAUAAUCAGAAACCAGGGAGAAGCUUGAACGAAACGAUUUUAGAAGCUCAACUUUUAGACAUCCAGGAACAAUUGGCGACACAGAUAAAUAUGAAUGAAGAUAUCCAGGCGCAAUUAGAUGCACAGACAACUGUGAAUGCCAAUCUUACACUGCAGAUUGAAGAUCUCCAGUCCAAGAUGUCAAGCUGUUCAGGAAUCCGGCGGACUUAUGAAGGGAGGUGCUACUACUUCUCCACGGACAAGAUGAACUGGACUGACAGUAGAGACGCCUGUGAGUCCAUGGGAGGACACCUGCUUAUCCUGAACGAUACGGAAGAAAUGGAUUUUGCGACGAAUCAUGGAGCAGGAUUCUGGAUUGGCCUAUCUGAUCUUGAUGAGGAGGGCACUUUUCGCUGGGUUGACGGAACAUUGCUCACCAACAGCAACCUGACCUGGUCACCGGGCCAGCCAAACAACUGGCAGAAUCAGGACUGUGUUGUGUUUUCUGAAAGUAAUUCAUUUCUCAGUGAUGACAGUUGUGACAGCCUGCGUUUUCGAAUCUGUGAAUCAAAUUGUGAUGUUUGAGUUGAACUUCAACAUUCAGCUGCUCUCUACAGUACUGUUUUAUUUCAUUUUAAUUUGAUUUUAUUUUGAAGAUCUUCAAUGUUUAUUUGUAUGGAGAGAUUACAGUGGCUGUGACAUGUUAAAUAUCCUCAGAAAAUGGCAUAAGCAUUUUAUGAACAUGUCUUGAGAGACAGCAUAAAUGAGAUUUCCUUCA